UGUCGAAUCCAAGUCCAAGUCAAAGAAAUGAAUAGAAUGCAAAUGCAGCUCCACUCCCACUCUCACUCUCUUUUAACCAAUUUAUUUAUAUAUGUUCCAGCCAGUGGCUGUGGCUGUCAGAAUACAAUGCCUUUGCCUUUGGAGAACAAAACCAUAUCUGCUGCUGCAAAAUCUUCCACAACAAUUCUUAAUCGCAUCCCUCCCUCUUGCUUUUUCUCAUAAACCCCUCCACUUUUCUUCAUUCUUACCUCCAUUUCUGUCCCACUUGUAUCAACUGGGUUUUUCUUUUACUUGCAAGAAUUUGAUUGUGGUGUCUAAUAGUCGAAACAUCUCAUCUUUCUUGUUGCUUGCUUCCAAUAUUUAUAACGUUAUUAGGUCUGCCUGUCUGUCUCUACUUAAGAAGCAUGGUGAUUUUCUGGGAAUUUUUAAUGUUCUUGAGCUUGUCACUUGGUUGGUAAUGGUUCUCUUCUCCCAGAGUCGGUUGAGUUUCGAAUAAAACAUUCCUCCAUAAGUUUACCACUUGUGAGUUGGCAGAAUCACAUUUAUUGCUUUCAUGGUUGGAUGGAGGUUUUAAAGUGUUCAAGUCUUCCAUUAUAUAUGUCCACGACUGCUUAUCACUCUCUCUCAGGAGUUUGGAAUGAGCUGUAGCUAAGUUUAUUAGAUUUUAACUGAUGAAAGAAAUAGUUGACCAAAAACCAUUCAAGGCAUGGUCCUGGUCCGUUGAACAGUGUCUAAAAGAGUACAAAGUUAAACUAGACAAGGGUUUGAGCAGCUUUGAGGUGGAGAAGCGUAGAGAGACAUUUGGAUGGAAUCAACUCCAGAAAGAGAAGGGAAAACCCCUAUGGAGACUUGUCUUGGAGCAAUUUGACGAUAUGCUCAUCAAAAUCCUUUUGGUAGCAGCUUUCUUAUCAUUUGUCCUGGCUUACUUACAAGGAAAUGAUUCAGGGUUUGAAUCUUAUGUGGAGCCUUUUAUCAUAGUCUUGAUACUAAUCCUAAAUGCAAUAGUUGGUGUUUGGCAAGAGGGUAAUGCUGAGAACGCCCUUGAAGCUCUGAAGGAUAUGCAAUGUGAGUCUGCAAAGGUGUUAAGAGAUGGAUAUUUAGUGCCAGACCUGCCUGCACGUGAGCUUGUCCCUGGAGAUAUCGUGGAAUUGCGGGUUGGGGAUAAAGUGCCGGCUGACAUGAGAGUCGCAGUCCUGAAAACCUCAACUUUAAGAGUCGAGCAGAGUUCACUGACAGGGGAGGCAAUGCCAGUCAUGAAAGGAACCAAUCCUGUAUUCAUGGAUGAUUGUGAAUUGCAGGCCAAAGAAAACAUGAUUUUUGCUGGAACCACAGUUGUUAACGGUAGCUGCAUCUGCAUAGUUGUGGACAUUGGGAUGUGCACUGAAAUCGGCAAGAUACAAACACAAAUACAUGAGGCAUCACUGGAAGACCAUGAAACCCCUCUUAAGAAGAAGCUCGAUGAAUUUGGUAAUAGGCUCACUACUGCUAUUGGCCUCAUUUGCCUCAUUGUAUGGGUCAUCAACUACAAAUAUUUUCUUAUGUGGGAGCUUGUGAAUGGAUGGCCAACAAAUUUCCAAUUCUCUUUUGAUAAAUGCACUUAUUAUUUUAAGAUAGCAAUUGCUCUUGCUGUUGCUGCGAUCCCUGAGGGCCUUCCUGCCGUAAUUACGACCUGCUUAGCUCUAGGUACAAGAAAAAUGGCUCAAAAAAAUGCGAUAGUGCGGAAGCUUCCAAGUGUGGAGACCUUGGGGUGCACAACUGUUAUUUGUUCAGACAAAACAGGGACCUUGACAACAAAUCAGAUGUCCGUGACACAGUUCUUUACCUUGGGAGGCAAGACUACAUCCUCGAGAAUUUUCCAUGUUGAAGGCACGACUUAUGAUCCCAAGGAUGGAGGAAUAGUGGACUGGGAUUGUUAUAAUAUGGAUGCCAACUUGCAAGCUGUGGCUGAAAUCUGUGCAGUUUGCAAUGAUGCUGGGAUAUUUUGUGAUGGCCGUUUAUUCAGAGCAACUGGACUGCCCACUGAGGCUGCUCUGAAAGUUUUGGUUGAGAAGAUGGGAGUUCCAGACAGUGAGGUCAAGGACAAAAUCCGUUAUUCUAAGCUUUUGUCUAACUAUCUGAUUGAUCGCAACACAGUUAACUUAGCAUGUUGUGAAUGGUGGAACAAAAGCUCAAAAAGGGUUGCAACACUAGAAUUUGAUCGUGUCCGCAAAUCAAUGAGUGUCCUCGUCCGCAAGCCAAAUGGAUCCAAUCGACUUCUUGUCAAGGGUGCUGUUGAAAGUUUGCUGGAUCGCAGUUCCUAUGUUCAACUUGCUGAUGGAUCCACAUUCCCCGUUGAUGAACAGUGUAGGCAGUUGUUGCUGUUAAGGCUCUUCGACAUGAGUUCAAAGGGUUUGCGGUGCAUAGGCUUGGCAUAUAAAGAUGAUCUGGGAGAGCUUUCGGACUACUAUACUGAGGAUCAUCCAGCCCAUAAGAAGUUGCUUGAUCCAUCCUGCUAUUCCUUGAUAGAAAGCGGCCUAAAUUUUGUAGGGGUAGUUGGUAUAAGGGACCCUCCUCGUGAGGAAGUCCAUAAAGCAAUUGAGGAUUGCAGGGGAGCUGGAAUCAAGGUCAUGGUGAUAACUGGAGACAAUAAGUCCACAGCUGAGGCUAUCUGUAAGGAGAUAAAAUUAUUUUGUGAAGGUGAAGAUCUCCGAGGGAGAAGUUUUACUGGUAUAGAGUUCAUGGCUCUUUCAUCUUCCGAACAAAUUGAUAUUUUGUCAAAGCCCGGAGGAAAAGUUUUUUCUCGUGCUGAACCUAGACACAAGCAAGAUAUUGUAAGGAUGCUCAAAGAUAUGGGGGAAAUUGUUGCAAUGACUGGGGAUGGGGUCAAUGAUGCACCUGCCCUAAAACUUGCUGAUAUUGGGAUAGCUAUGGGCAUGACUGGAACCGAGGUUGCAAAAGAAGCAUCAGAUAUGGUGUUGGCAGAUGAUAAUUUCAGCACAAUUGUAUCAGCUGUUGCUGAGGGUCGUUCAAUCUACAACAACAUGAAAGCUUUUAUCAGAUACAUGAUUUCAUCCAAUGUUGGAGAGGUUAUAUCGAUAUUCUUGACUGCCGCUCUGGGAAUACCAGAAUGUAUGAUACCUGUGCAGCUUCUGUGGGUGAAUUUGGUGACAGAUGGCCCACCUGCGACAGCGCUUGGAUUUAACCCUGCUGAUGUUGAUAUUAUGAAAAAACCGCCUCGGAAGAGGAAACAUGCUCUAAUAAACUCCUGGGUUCUCUUCCGCUAUAUGGUGAUUGGCUCCUAUGUCGGAAUUGCAACUGUUGGUGUGUUCAUCUUGUGGUACACUCAGGCUUCGUUUCUUGGUGUAAACUUAGUUGGUGAUGGGCAUACACUAGUUGAACUAUCUCAGCUUCGCAACUGGGGAGAAUGCACAUCAUGGUUGAAUUUCACUGCAUCUCCUUUCACAGUGAAUGGGGGCCGCAUGAUUACUUUCUCGAACCCCUGUGAUUAUUUUUCUGUUGGCAAAGUGAAGGCAAUGACACUGUCACUGUCUGUGCUGGUUGCCAUUGAAAUGUUUAAUUCUCUGAAUGCCCUCUCAGAAGACAACAGCUUGAUCCGAAUGCCACCAUGGAGAAACCCUUGGCUUCUCAUAGCCAUGUCAUUUUCUCUUGGUCUGCACUGUUUGAUACUUUAUGUCCCUCUCCUCGCGAAUGUGUUUGGUAUAGUUCCACUGAGUUUAAAUGAAUGGCUUCUUGUUGUCUUGGUAUCGGCCCCAGUCAUUCUUAUUGACGAAGUUCUUAAAGUUGUGGGAAGAAGGAAAAGAUUGCAAACAAAGGUAAAGAAAGCAUGACUUCUUCUGAAGAAGCAUGCAGUUCUUCACUGGGAUUAUGUCUCAGUGCUGAUGGUGUAGGAUAUCAAUUUACUCUUCUUCAUCAGUAUGUCCCAUUUUGGUUAAAUAAGUCUGUUUCAGCGAUGUAUUUAAGUAUGUGUUUCCUUCGCUUUCACAGUGUCAACACCAAGCCUAGUUAAUGUCUCUACUAUCCACUGAGAAUGAAACACUCUUGUAUGCUUUGAGGCAAAAGGAAAUUUAAGCUCUGAAA
Sesamum indicum (sesame) is the source of this 4077-nucleotide messenger RNA. Lineage: Eukaryota; Viridiplantae; Streptophyta; Magnoliopsida; Lamiales; Pedaliaceae. The record is from RefSeq and is a predicted model, not a curated record.